This is a messenger RNA of Akanthomyces muscarius, 597 nucleotides long. RefSeq lists its product as uncharacterized. Lineage: Eukaryota; Fungi; Ascomycota; Sordariomycetes; Hypocreales; Cordycipitaceae. Bases 1 to 597 code for a protein of 198 amino acids. The transcript is spliced from 7 exons. The record is from RefSeq and is a predicted model, not a curated record.
AUGCGUGUCGGAGACGCAAAAUACGCUGCGAUCGCCUGCUCCCCUGCAGCAACUGCUCAAUACGAGGCCUUGGACCUUCUUUCCCAGGACCAAGCUCGUGCAAACCUGCAAGAUCGCAUCAACAAACUGGAAAGCCUCGUCCUAGACUUGAUGCACCAGGCUAAUUCAAGCUCCCGCUCACCAAUGCACGGUACACAGCCUUCUCCUCCUGCCCCUGCUUCUGUGGCUGAAUCACGCCUUGAUACAUCUCCAUCGCCUUCGGAUCAUAGAAGCUUCAGGCAUAAUGAAAAGGUGGUCAGCUACGUCAGCAGUUCACACUGGGCCGCAGUGCUUGACAGCAUCACCGAUCUUCGUAACCACCUUGCCCAGGAUGAUACCAAACUACCUGUGCCGGAAUCGACGACAUCACAAGCUGAAUCCGUGAAGCUGCACUGCUUGCCUCCUCGUCCGACUGUUGACCGGCUUGUUUCGCGUUAUUUCAACGACCUUGACAUUGCCCCUGGUGUCGUGCACAGCGGACAAUUUCUCACCGAGGUCGGUAAUUAUACACUGCGCAGGUUGCUUGUCGCAGGCUUUUGCACUCGGCACUAUGGCUAA